Messenger RNA from Melitaea cinxia (Glanville fritillary), 462 nucleotides. Its product is annotated as putative nuclease HARBI1. The record is from RefSeq and is a predicted model, not a curated record. The transcript is spliced from 4 exons. Lineage: Eukaryota; Metazoa; Arthropoda; Insecta; Lepidoptera; Nymphalidae. Bases 76 to 462 code for a protein of 128 amino acids.
AAACUAAAGGAAAUAUUCUUCGAGAAAUACAAAAUUCCUGGGGUGAUAGGAUGUAUUGAUGGUACCUAUGUUACCAUGGUUAGGCCAUCAGAAAAUGAAGAGCGAUAUUACUGUCGUAAAGGAAAUCAUGCAAGAAAUAUCCAGUUGAUUACUGACGCGGACUUAAAUAUAUUGCAUGUUGAUGCAACCUAUGGGGGAGCAACACAUGACAGCUUCAUCUUUAAUCAUAGCAUCAUACAGAGCCACCUUGAGGGCUUAGUGAAUGCUGGUGAAACUGUACAUUUGCUAGGGGAUUCUGGAUACGCACAACGUGCAUAUUUAAUGGUACCAGUGCCUAACAUAGAACAAGGAACCCCUGCUGCACACUACAACAAACUCCAUGCCACAGCACGUAAUACUGUGGAGAGAACUAUAGGCAGGCUAAAGGGAAGGUUUAGAUAUGAAACUGAAACUAGCAGCUAG